Molecule: messenger RNA, 1478 nt
Organism: Lytechinus variegatus (green sea urchin)
Lineage: Eukaryota; Metazoa; Echinodermata; Echinoidea; Temnopleuroida; Toxopneustidae
Exons: 5
Coding region: 305-1300 (331 amino acids)
Source: RefSeq, a predicted model, not a curated record
UGGGCGCAGGGUGCUUGAUCACUUCCGUGGGGGUAUAUAUCAGGGUAAAUGCUCUUCUCGGCGACAUUAAUUCUCAAAACGAGGGGGAAAAGCUCACGUUGAUCGACGAUCCUGUCCUCUGGACUCUCUAAACUUUUUUUCGAUUGCUUGUAUGAUUUCAUGGUUGCAUUUCUCAGUUUUUCCUCUUCCCUGGCUGGAUGAUACGUCGUUAAUACAGCUUCUACAUAAUUCUGGAACAUAUAGCUAACGAUGAUAGCACUACGACUAGAGUGCACGUAAGGUGACGUCAAACUAAACAUCAAGAAUGGGAAACAGUGGCAGUUCACCGAUGGGUGCAUCCGUGCCAGUCAACUCCCAGGGACUUGAAAAUCGCCCUCCCCUCGAGAAACCAAUCAACAUCACUAAUAACAACUCUUCCAUGAAGACACCAAAGGAUCCUCCGUCCACCAAUGGUAUCGAGAAAGGGUUGAUCAGUAUGAACGGAAGCGGCAGCCACGACGUGAUUUUCAACAAGGACAACGAGCCGUUAAUCGGGGAGAACACCAAGUUUGAAUGGGACAGACAGGUACCCCUCAUGGACCCCACCGUAGUGGCCAUGAUGGUAGAGAAGAUGGAGAUGAUGAAGAAGAUGAAGAAGAUGGGAGGGCGCCCUCCGAUGAACAAUGGGCAAGAACCAAACGGGACGGUGGUGGACGGGAAGAUGCCAACGAACGGUAACCUGCAUCCGGCACCUUUGAAUGGUAACACGACAUCCAACAAACGGUUACCAACGAAUGGUACACACCCCCAUGGGAAGGCCCCGCCCAACGGUGCACACCCCGUGAUUGGGAAGAUGCCGCCGAAGUUCCCCAAGCUCCUGGGCAGUACAGAAAAUGCUGUUCGGAUUGUGAGGCAUAUGAAGACAGUGUUCAAUUCAGAUGAAGUACAGGACCUCUGCGAUGAAAAACUGGAUUCGACAGACAGCAACAUGAUGUUCAAAAUGAUGCAAUGUAAACUGGAGAUGGAAUUCAAAUUCUUAAACGACCUGGGUAUGGGUCACCUCACGCAGCUGAUCAAACAAGGAAAACUCCCUCCUGUUGUGCAAUUGGUCUUCAUAUGCUACCAAGACGAUCCAGAGGUCUUAAAGGAAAUGGCAUUCGUUGGUCCCAUAUUUUCAAAGCGACCCGAGCUAAUGGUUAGAAAAGGAGACGCAGUUCCGAAUAUCAUCCUGAGGACUUGCUCCGAAGAGGCAGUGACGCUGAACGAACUUCAUCUAAACAAAAACCUCCCCCUUGUUGUCUUUGCUGCCUCAUCAUCCUGACCCCCGCUUCAGGCCUGUUUAAUAGGUGGAGCUCUCUCUGACUUGCUGGAGAGUUACCGAACGCAGGCCGAGUUCUUAGUAGUUUACUUGGAGGAGGCUCAUGCCAAAGGGGAAUUUGGCAUGGGAAGUAAGAUGAGUAGGAAUUCUAGACAUUCCUCUAUCCAUGAUAGAAUCAAUG